AUGGCCAUUUACAAGAAGAAGAUUACUGUUGAGGACAGUGCUAUUACUUCGGGUGUUCAUUUGACACUGCGACAGUCCUUGCUUCCCAACGCAUUGGUUACUAUUCUGUUCUUCCUAUGGGGCUUCGCUUAUGGCCUGCUCGAUACUUUGAACUCCCACUUUCAGACCACCCUAAACAUCACAGCUACCAAGUCUAGUGGUCUACAGGCUUCAUAUUUUGCAGCAUAUUUCAUUUGCCCGUUGACCAUUUCGGGGUGGAUCGUUCGUCGAUAUGGUUUCCGAGUCACUUUUAUGACUGGUCUUGCCGUUCUUGCAAUUGGAUGUCUUCUUUUCUGGCCCAGUGGUGUGAAGAAAUCAUUUGGAGGAUUCUGCGGUAGCAUGUUUGUUGUCGGUGCCGGUUUGUCUACCCUCGAAACUGCAGCAGAUCCAUUCCUCGCCAUCUGCGGACCUCCCAAAUACAGCGAGAUUCGACUGAACCUGGGACAAGCAGUCCAGGGUGUCGGAACUUUCGUCGCUCCCCUAUUGGCCUCUCGAGUUUUCUUCGCCAACACUGUGGACACGAAUGCUGGGUUGAAGAAUGUCCAAUGGACCUAUCUUGGAGUAGCCUGCUUCGUCGUUUUGCUGGUUAUCUUGUUCUGGCUUGCGCCUUUCCCCGAGAUCACAGACGCGGAUCAAGAGGCACUUGAAGGGCAGAUUGAUCAUAACGAGGAUGUGGGUCCGUUCAAGAAGCAGACUAAUCUGUUUCUUGGUGUCUGGAGUCAGUUUUGUUACGUUGGAGCACAGGUCGCUGUGGCUGGAUACUUCAUCAACUUUUGCGAGGAGUCUGGACGUGACUCUGCUACAAGUUGUGACUUGCCGCGAUUGUUGGCUAACAACAUAUUCUCCUCAGCUGACUUGCUGGCCGUUGCACAAGGCCUCUACGCCGCCAUGCGUUUCAUUGCCAGUGGCCUUAUGAUGAUGAAAGCAUUCAAGCCCCGAUAUAUGCUGUCCGUGUAUCUGGUUCUUUGUGUUAUUUUCUCAAUCGCGGCUAUGACAACCCGCGGGACUACUUCCGUGGCCAUGAUUAUUCUCGUCCUGAGUUUCGAGUCUUGCUGCUUCGCCACCAUCUUCAGUCUUGCACUUCGUGGCCUUGGUCGCCACACCAAACUCGGUGGAUCUAUGCUUGUAGCCGCCAUCUCCGGUGGCAUGGUCUUCCCACCGAUGAUGGGCGCUGUUGUGACCCGUGUCAACGCCCACACCGCCAUGGCCAUCCCCAUGAUGGGAUACAUUCUCGCACUGGUCUUCCCGAUCUACGUGAAUAUUUACAAGAAAGAUAGCAUGGAUCUGCAUCGCAACACGGAGAUCAACGUCACUGUCCAAGUGGACAAGGAGUAUGCCCUGGAAGAUGGCCCAGGCAAGCCCUCUGUCAUGAAUGUGGAGAGGGUCGAAGAUAGGCCUGCCUCUGAGUGA
Penicillium atrosanguineum is the source of this 1449-nucleotide messenger RNA. RefSeq lists its product as uncharacterized. Lineage: Eukaryota; Fungi; Ascomycota; Eurotiomycetes; Eurotiales; Aspergillaceae. Gene Ontology annotation, molecular function: transmembrane transporter activity. Gene Ontology annotation, biological process: transmembrane transport. Bases 1 to 1449 code for a protein of 482 amino acids. The transcript has 8 exons. The record is from RefSeq and is a predicted model, not a curated record.